Messenger RNA from Caenorhabditis remanei, 1035 nucleotides. RefSeq lists its product as uncharacterized. The transcript is spliced from 6 exons. Lineage: Eukaryota; Metazoa; Nematoda; Chromadorea; Rhabditida; Rhabditidae. The record is from RefSeq and is a predicted model, not a curated record. Bases 1 to 1035 code for a protein of 344 amino acids. Gene Ontology annotation, biological process: endoplasmic reticulum tubular network organization. Gene Ontology annotation, cellular component: endoplasmic reticulum tubular network.
AUGGGAAACCUAAUUUCACGCAACAAAUCACCGGCCACAGAGCUCGAGCGUGUCGCUCUCUCUAUUGAUGAGCUGAAACGGAGACUUCAAAACAUAUCUGCAAGCAACUCAACCACCCUCUACUACUACUACAUGAGCGUUAUCAUCGUUUUGAGCAUUGCGAUGGCGCACACCUGGCUCAGAUUCGAGGAUCCAACAAAGACUUAUGUGGCAUGUGCUUUGGCCUUUGGAGCAGCAGUGAUUGUUCUUGCCGGACGAUACGUUAUCAAUUGUUUCUUCUCGUGGCGUACAAACCGAACCACUCAAAAACUCGAAAACGCCAUCUCACAGAAAACAACUUUGUUGGAUUUGGUUAAAGAGACUCUCAAGUUCAAGGAAGCCAAAGAAAUUUUGGAUCGCUACGAGAAGAGUGAACUAGAGAACACAACGGAUCAAGCCAGGCUUAUUCGUCAACCACCAAGUCCACAGAAGAGACAAAUAAUCGAUAACGCUACUCCGGGAACUCCAAAACAGGAUCAGAAGAAAGUUGAAACUCCAACUACACAACCAGCAAGACCUGGCACUGCAAUGAACACGAUGAACAUGACUCCAUUCCACCAACGCAAUCCCAACGCAGCUCCAAUUCGUCCCUACCUCCGACAAACAACAGCACUCGACAGAGUUCUCGACUAUUUCAUGUCGGAUGGACCCAACUGCAGAAACGCUUUGAUCUGCUCCAUUUGUCAUACACAUAAUGGUAUGUCAGUGCCAGCGGAAUACCCAUAUAUCUCCUUCCGUUGCUUCGAAUGUGGGCACUUGAAUCCGGCCAAGAAAAUGGGACCACAAAUCCCUCUGACACGUCCACCGAUGGGUCCAAAAGGUAUCCAACACAAUGGAAGAGUGGGUCCAGGUCCUCAAGUCCCUUCUGGUAGUGAUUCUGAGUUGCUGGAGCAACAGAAGCCGUCAACUGACUUGACUCCUUCUGCAAGUCAAAAUGGAUCUGACUCGGAGACCGAAAAGAACAAUGGGAACAAAAUUCCUGCUGAACAAACUUAA